AUGAUCACGAAGCUGCCCCGACCAGGGAUUUGGGACUUGAUGAAGUCUUUGAAGGUGAAUCGAAGGGCGCGCAAGCGCCUGUUGAGGGCUGAGUCGUGGGCGCUACGAUGGGACCCGCCCACUGUGGAGCGGUUCAAGGAUCCGUUGAAGCAUUUGGCGUUCCUUGGAGGAGUUGUGUAUGUGAAUGUGAACUCGAUGUUGGUGGACAAUGAGUUCGGGGAUGUUUGGAAGGUGGUACAGUGGGCAGCCCUUCAGGGAAGGAUCAGUGCCAUUGUCUCCCGUGACUGCCUACCUCGCCACUUGGACCAAUUGGCCGCAGGACCCCACCGCAGCAAAGUUCACUUUCUCCAUGCCCUUGCGUGUGCUGGGAAACAGCGAAAUGAUGGAGCCUCUGUUAAGUUCUACGUUGAAGACAUGGACCGCAUCAACUACAACCGUCAGCGAGUAACAGAGGACAAUGCGGAUACUUGGCCGGCGUGGACUGAAUGCCAGGACACCAAGGAGUACCUGGACGAAAUGGGAUUGUUGGACGUAUCAAUCUCUACGUUCACAGGGGCACGCCAUGUACGAUUGGCGAAACUCAGUGAUGAUGCCUCCUGGAGACUACAUGUGGCUCGGAAUCAUCAGCCUUUUCGAAGGGAUUGCGCUGUAUGUGUUAGAAGCAGUGCAACGGGCCAUCAGCACCGAGCCUCCCUACACCCUAUGGCCUACAGCUUGAGUGUGGAUGUUGUGGGCCCUCUCAAAGGUUAUGGACGGUCCCCUGACGGCAAGUUCUUUCGGUACUUUGUCAUCGGCGCCCUCAGGAUUCCAGAGGUGGACGGAGGAAAGAAAGUGGACAACACGAUGCUCCCAGCGGUUCAACGUAUUGUGAUGGACAUCAAAGCACUGGGAUAUCCGGUUACCAGGUUGCAUACGGAUCGUGGAGGUGAGUUUCGUGGGAAUGCGGUGCGAAAGUGGGCUCUUGCGCAAGGAAUGUGGCCUACGACGACUUCGGGAUCUGACUCGGCAGCAAAUGGAGUCGCAGAAUCAGGAGUGCGAUUCUUGAAGCGGAGGGCUCGCAUCCUUCUAGACUCCGCCGGGAUUGGAAAGGAACACUGGCCCACAGCAGUCCAGCGCUACAAGACGGGUGCGGUGGAGGACUUUGGCCCGCACUGGACCGUUGGUCGCUACGCGGGACCGUCUACGGAUAUCAGGGGUGGACAUGUGAUCUUGAAGGCCACGGGCACGUUCAUUCAGACCACCUAUGUGAGAGUUGCCAGGGAUCCGCCAUCUCUGGACGAAGUAGCUCCUACUGUGAUUGCCCCUUCCGAGUUCAAGGUUGACGGGUUCUUUGAGGAUUUCGAGAUGAUGUCAAAUGAACCUGGGCAGCAGAGCCUAGAGGAUGAGGAGGAGGCGGCCCUCAAAUACUUGAAGUUUGACGAGAUACAGUAUGUGGAGGGCAUUGCAGAAGAGAUGCUAAGGGAGUCCCGGUUUGAAGAUCAUGAUGGUGCGGGGUUGCUUUCUUUGGUGGCAAGUACGUGCGGGAGCUUGAAGGGGCUAGUGAUGGGAGCAUUUGUUCAUGGUGGUUCCUUUGGUGUGACCCGAUAUGGGCGUGACCUUCCUUGGGUGACCAAGUUCUUCAAUGCCUACAUGAAAAAGAAGUUGACCAAGAACUGGCCGCACCUCAAUUACGCAUGGACCACCCUCGUGAUUCAGGCGGACUAUGGGUUCAGGACCUGGACUGACUACCAGUACCAGACUGCAGAUGAUGAGGUUCAUGAUGGUUGUUUGGUGAAUGUCCAGGAAAUCCCGGCGGUGUUUGAUCCGUUGGUUCCCCACGCCUACGUCCCGGAGGAUGGAGUGAAGUGGUUUUUGUCUGCUUAUACGCCGCAAGGGAGUAGCAAGUUGUCAAUGAAGGACAAGGAGUACUUGAAGUCCGUUGGUUUCCCCAUGGAUGGUUCUGAGUCCCAUGGAGGAGAUCCCAAUGGGGUGCUGGAAACCAGACCGGCACUAAAUGCAGUUUCCUUCCCAUGUGAGGGUGCGUGGAGCCGAGCUCGUGUACCAGAGGAUGAUGUGGAAGCUGCAACCGCUGGGGAUUGUGAGGCCACCUUUUGCGAUUGGGCCAUGUAUACCGACGCGGUUGGUGAAGGUGAUGAACGCGGACUGGAUGCUCCUUCAGGUGUACGCCGUCUUUGUAAAGUGUGUGGAUCCGACGAUCCUGGUGAUGAGUUGGAGGCCCUGACGACCUUGGCAAAUGUUCUGGAUGGAGAUGCGAUGUUUGGGGAGGCCACAGAGGACUUGAGCAUCAAUGUCGAGUUCUGGUCUUCUUUGGGUUUGUAUGAUAACCCUCGGCUUGCCAAGUUGGAGCCGGAAUAUGUUGAGAACAUCGAGAAGAUCAUCCAGGAGGCCAGGGACUCGAGGACCCCGUUGCGGCACACCUACAAUGUGAGCCCUCAAGAGGCGAAGCAGGUGAUCCAUAAAUGGAAACCAGCAAUUGAAAAGGAGCUGGGCGUGGUUGAAAAGGGGUUCCUUAGAGUGGAUGCGAAGGACAUCGCAAUUCUCAAAAAGAAGUACGUGGUUCAGGAACUUCCAUCAAAGCUGGUCUACACCGUCAAGCCGCCCAACACCGAGAAAGAUGACACCUCCGAAGAAUACUACUGUCGGAGGAAAGCGAGAAUAGUUUGUUGCGGCAACUAUGCGGCUGAGGACCAAAGUGAACUGUUUGCCGGUGGUGCGGCGGCAGAAAGUCUCCGAUGUAGCCUGGUGUAUGCGCUCAAGCGACUUUGGCGAGCAGCCAUAGUCGAUAUCGCCGGAGAAUUUAUGCUCACCCCGCUGGCUCAUGAGGAGGGCGGUGUCGUCUAG
Symbiodinium sp. CCMP2592 is the source of this 2841-nucleotide messenger RNA. Lineage: Eukaryota; Dinophyceae; Suessiales; Symbiodiniaceae. The record is from the annotation of a GenBank genome assembly.